Balearica regulorum gibbericeps (East African grey crowned-crane) is the source of this 1064-nucleotide messenger RNA. It is a transcript of the gene IGF1, whose product is annotated as insulin like growth factor 1. Gene Ontology annotation, cellular component: extracellular region. The record is from RefSeq and is a predicted model, not a curated record. Lineage: Eukaryota; Metazoa; Chordata; Aves; Gruiformes; Gruidae. Gene Ontology annotation, molecular function: hormone activity; insulin-like growth factor receptor binding; growth factor activity. Gene Ontology annotation, biological process: negative regulation of apoptotic process; regulation of protein phosphorylation; cell population proliferation.
GCUGUUUCCUGUCUACAGUGUCUGUGUAAUGUAGAUAAAUGUGAGGAUUUUCUCUAAAUCCCUCUUCUGUUUGCUAAAUCUCACUGUCACUGCUAAAAUCAGAGCAGAUAGAGCCUGCGCAAUGGAAUAAAGUCCUCAAUAUUGAAAUGUGACAUUGCUCUCAACAUCUCACAUCUCUCUGGAUUUCUUUUUUCUCAUCAUUACUGCUAACAAAUUCAUUUCCAGACUUUGCACUUUUAAGAAGCAAUGGAAAAUAUCAACAGUCUUUCAACACAAUUAGUUAAGUGCUGCUUAUGUGAUUUCUUGAAGGUGAAGAUGCACACUGUGUCCUACAUUCAUUUCUUCUAUCUUGGCCUGUGUUUGCUUACCUUAACCAGUUCUGCUGCUGCUGGCCCAGAAACACUCUGCGGUGCUGAGCUGGUUGAUGCUCUUCAGUUCGUGUGUGGAGACAGAGGCUUUUACUUCAGUAAGCCUACAGGGUAUGGAUCCAGCAGUAGACGCUUACACCACAAGGGAAUAGUGGAUGAAUGCUGCUUCCAGAGUUGUGACCUGAGGAGGCUGGAGAUGUAUUGUGCUCCAAUAAAGCCACCUAAAUCUGCACGCUCUGUACGUGCUCAGCGCCACACUGAUAUGCCAAAAGCACAAAAGGAAGUGCAUUUGAAGAAUACAAGUAGAGGGAACACAGGAAACAGAAACUACAGAAUGUAAGAACAUGCCAUCCACAAGAACGAAGAAUGAAUGUGCCAUCUGCAGGAUACUUUGCUGUAAAUAAAUUAUUUGUUAAACAUUGGAAGACUUAAAAAAACCUAUGGUUUAAUAAGCUUGAUGCAAUCUCAACCAAUGGGCAUUCUCCCAGUGAACAAUGCAACUAAACAUUCCAAUAUUAAGUCUUUAGAGAACAGAACAUUGUAACUAGCCCAGAGCUAAAAAUUUCUGUGGUUGAUAGAUUACUGUUAACCUGUUUUAAAUGUCCUGCACAAAAUCUCUUAAAGUCCUGUGCCCCUCAAAAGCCUACAAAUUUAUGGGCCUUUGAUGGAUCCAAUUGCACUAAAUUAACCUAUGAA